GCAAUCCCGAUUUUUCCUCGCGUGGAUAGCCAUGACGCUAGAACCGAUAGGGCUUAGCAUUGGAUCCCCGCUAAUCCCCAUUGUUGUAUGUUUUUGUCUCUCUUUUUGGUCUCGGCCUAUCGUUUGAAAUACGUCUUACGUCUUGUUGCUAUGUGUCGGGCACUCAGAAACCUACACUCAACCCAGUUUAUCUACUCGUAGCCUCCGAUACACUGAUUCUGGCGUUGAGAUCCUCCUCAAACUGUCCCUCUGGUCAUAAACAACCGCAUUUGGCUAGAAGCCUGUGUAUUACUUUGCCAAAAUGGCUCCGGACAAUAUACCAAACCGCUAUCUUCUUCCUAGCCUCCUUUCACCUGAACGAUCUCCCGACUCCGAACACAUGGAUUAUUUCAACGGCGAUAGACCAGCCCAUUUGUUUCCCUCGCCUGCAGAAGUUCGAGCGAAUCCACUACUUCGAGAAGUAUGGGGCUCCUGUACGACAAAAUUUGAUUCACUCAAUAUUGUUGUGAAAUAUGGGGAACACAUCACUGCGUCCGAGGCACACUGCCUUCGAGCUCUUCGACGACUAUUACCCGACGAGGUACCUGUUCCAAAGGUAUAUGGAUGGUGUGAAGAUGGAGGCCAAGUCUUCAUCUACAUGGAGCUCAUUACAGGUGUAACCUUGGAGAGCCAAUGGGGUUUCCUCUCUGAUCAGGCGAAGGAGGAAGUCUGUAAACAACUGCGUAUUAUCGUGAAGGGUCUACGCAAACUACAGCAAGACCCGAACGAUCAAUUUCUCGGUCGUAUUGACCGAAAACCCCUUCUUGAUGUCGUCUUCACGGACACAAUAAAACCCCCAGCCGGACCGUUCGACACUGUUGAAGAGUUCCAUGAUUGGCUCUCUGCAUUGAUAAAGAUCGGCAAGGAAAUUCAUUUUUCUGAUCCGUCACAAAUUCCGGAUCCUUUCCGGGAGUUUCUUCCGGACAACUCGAGGAUUGUUUUCACCCAUGCUGAUCUCCAUCCAAGCAACGUAAUGAUGUCUGCUGAUGCAUCCGGUCAUAUACUUGCUGUCAUUGACUGGCAUCAGUCGGGAUGGUAUCCGGAGUACUGGGAGUUUUGUAAAGCUCUAUUUACUUCUGACUUCGAUGGAGCCUGGGCCACGGAGUAUAUUCCACAAUUUGUUGAUGUUGCUGAGUGUUAUGACUCCUGGGCUUGGUAUCCCCGGACUCUGGGGUAUUGAGGACAGUAUAAGUUGUCCUACAGUAGAGCUGCAGGAGAAUAGCGUAGGACACUCACAACCAAGUGAGACGUGUUAAUUGAGGUAGUCGAAUGGCGCUAUCUAGGCUUAUCGACUAGUGGGGCUUGCUAGAAUGAUUAUACAUACGAUAGACAAGGGCAUUUUAGAAGCAAUCUGUUUGCACGAGACCC
This is a messenger RNA of Dothidotthia symphoricarpi CBS 119687, 1407 nucleotides long. Its product is annotated as kinase-like protein. The record is from RefSeq and is a predicted model, not a curated record. The coding region runs from base 302 to 1219 and encodes 305 amino acids. The transcript has 3 exons. NCBI's taxonomy places the organism in Eukaryota, Fungi, Ascomycota, Dothideomycetes, Pleosporales, Dothidotthiaceae.